ACAUCCUAAUCAUCACUCAAAAUAUCUUCCCCCCUUUCCCUUUUUCCACUUUUUAGCUCACUUUUCCCCAAACUCACACAACUAAAAAAUAUCUCAAGACUUUAACCCAAAACCCGACCCGACCCGACCGAUCCAGACCAUGUCAGGAGCCACCACCGCCGCUUCCUCCGGAAACAACCACAGCCUCCAUCUCCCGACCCCAACCCUCGACGCCGAGUCGCAGUCCCUCCUGCAAUCCAUCUCCGCUCAAGGCGGUUACGCCUACGCUCGCAUGGCGGCGCUAGCAGUCGCCGGCGACCGAAGCGCGGCGGAGGCGGCGCGUGAUAUGGCCUGGGAGCAGCUCCACUCCGGCCCCUGGCACUCCGUUCUCCCCGUCUGGCGCGACGCCUACUCCAUGGCGUGUCUCCGCGUCGCCAAGUUCCACUUCGCCGCCGGGGAGUUCGGGGAAGCCCUCGGCGCGCUCGACAUGGGUCUCAUCAUGGGCGGGAUGCUUCUCCGCAAGGACCUCCACGACUCUGUGCUCUUGGUCUCCUCCGAGGCUCGCAAGAAGGCCAAGAAUAGUCUCCAAGCUUCCGGAGAAGAUUUCAAGGGUGAGAAGUUGGUCCCUGAAGUUCCCGUCGACGUCAAUGAGGUGCUAAAGAUUCUACCUUUGAGGUCGUUGAGUAGUGGAAGAGUAGAGAAGAGGUCUGAUUUAUCUAUGGAGGGGUUUCUGCGUAAUUAUUUUCAGACAGGUACGCCUGUUGUUAUAACCAAUUGUAUGGCUCAUUGGCCUGCUAGGACCAAGUGGAACCACUUGGACUAUCUCAACGCUGUCGCUGGUAACCGUACCGUUCCCGUCGAGGUGGGGAAAAACUAUUUGUGUUCUGAUUGGAAGCAAGAGCUUGUGACUUUCUCCAAGUUCCUUGAACGGAUGAGGACCAAUAGAUCCACGUCGUCCGUGGAGCCUACUUAUCUUGCUCAGCAUCCCUUGUUUGACCAGAUAAAUGAACUGAGAGGUGAUAUAUGUAUUCCUGAUUACUGUUUUGUCGGUGGAGGGGAACUCCAGUCUCUUAAUGCUUGGUUUGGCCCGGCUGGGACAGUCACCCCAUUACACCAUGAUCCACAUCAUAAUAUACUUGCUCAGGUUGUUGGUAAGAAGUAUAUAAGGCUUUACCCAUCCUCGUUGCAAGACGAACUUUACCCUUAUUCUGAGACAAUGCUUUGCAACUCUAGCCAGGUUGAUCUUGACAACAUUGACAAGAACGAGUUCCCAAAGGCGGUGGAGCUAGAGUUUAUGGAUUGUAUCCUAGAGGAAGGCGAGAUGUUGUACAUCCCUCCCAAAUGGUGGCACUAUGUCAGGUCUUUAACAAUGAGUUUCUCGGUUAGCUUCUGGUGGAGCAAUGAAACAGAGUCAUCUGAUUCGUAGCAAAUGGAGUAUUUUUAAUCUCUGUUUCUAUGUUCACUGUCUUUUACACCAAUUAUGUUAGACCCUAAAAGUAAGUAGAGAAGAAAACAAUUGCUCUGAGACUGAGCAUGAAGAUCGUUUCUUUUGUCUAAGCCUAUGUUGUAAAAGACAAUUGAGAGCUUUUAAGUCUUUAUCACAGACAUUUUUGUGUGUA
This is a messenger RNA of Raphanus sativus (radish), 1598 nucleotides long. Its product is annotated as lysine-specific demethylase JMJ30. The record is from RefSeq and is a predicted model, not a curated record. The transcript has 6 exons. Gene Ontology annotation, molecular function: 2-oxoglutarate-dependent dioxygenase activity. NCBI's taxonomy places the organism in Eukaryota, Viridiplantae, Streptophyta, Magnoliopsida, Brassicales, Brassicaceae. The coding region runs from base 140 to 1405 and encodes 421 amino acids.